Molecule: messenger RNA, 4985 nt
Organism: Vitis vinifera (wine grape)
Lineage: Eukaryota; Viridiplantae; Streptophyta; Magnoliopsida; Vitales; Vitaceae
Product: ABC transporter C family member 13
Exons: 37
Coding region: 100-4626 (1508 amino acids)
Biological process (GO): transmembrane transport
Cellular component (GO): membrane
Molecular function (GO): ATP binding; ABC-type transporter activity; ATP hydrolysis activity
Source: RefSeq, a predicted model, not a curated record
GAGCCACCGUGAGUGAAGUUUGAACAUUCAGAAUUUUAGAAGGCCCCCUCUUUGCUUCUGUCGCUCUCUGCUUUCUUCUUCGCUUCGCUCCUCCAAACGAUGGAGUUGAUCACCCUCAUUUGCCCUAAUUCUUCAUCUGUGUGGCAAGGAAAUGGAUUUUCCGAGUGUUUCAGUAACAUAAUUUUUGGUUUCGGGGUGAAUUUCGUGACCUUGGUCCUGGUUGCUGCACUUGGGGUUACCACAAGAAAUGCCAGAGGAAGUGGGAGGAUGUACCUUUCAGAGAAGGUUUUCUUGCAUUUUCUACCUGCUCUUGAAGCCUGCAUGUCAUUCUUUGACAUGGUUUUUCUUGCUCAAAGAGUUCUUCAUGGAGAUAUUGUUAUGUAUGAUGAGUGGUUGUUCAGAUGUUCUCAGUUCUUGGUUUGGAUGAUCAUCCUAGUCUCCUCAAAGAAAGAUUCCUGGUGCAUGAUAUUUUGCAACCGGUUCUUGUGUUUCUGGUGGAUUGCAAAAUCACUCUUGGGGCUUCCUCAUCUGCAAAUAACUUUUUCUUCACUGCAGGGCUUAAGAUGCUUUGAAGAGAGCUGUGUUGUUUUUCUGGAUAUCAUAUUUGGGAUAUUUGUUAACAUCAAUAGAAUAAAGCGCUCAUCUUUUGAACGCCAGUAUUGUUCAAUGGAUAAUCCGCUUCUCUCCAUUGAUACGAGCCUUGAGGAAGGUACUUUAGGAGACUCUUUAAAGGGAAAGACUCAGAGCUAUUGGCAUCUUUUGACAUUCAAAGCAAUCACUUCUGUAAUGAACCACGGUGUUGUAAAGCAGCUUGACUUUGAAGAUUUGCUUCAGCUACCUAUUGAUAUGGAUCCUUCUUCUUGUCAUGCCACUUUGCUGAGUUGUUGGCAUGCUCAACAGAGACAUAAUUGCUCUAAUCCAUCCUUGUUUAGAGCAAUUUGUUGUGCAUAUGGGUGGCCAUAUUUUCGACUAGGUCUAUUGAAGGUGGUUAAUGAUUGUAUUGGUUUUGUGGGGCCGGUACUUCUCAAUAAUCUGAUUCGGUUUCUUCAACAAGGGAAUGAUGUUGAGGAGAUGAAAAUGAUCAAGUUAAAACUUGCCAAAGAAUUCAAGAUCAAAGACUCAAGCAGUUUGAGGUGUUUCCUUGGCAUUGAGGUGGCAAGAUCAAAGAAAGGUUCUGGGAAUUUGGACGGCUAUAUUCUUGCAGUAGCAAUGGGCCUUAUACCUAUAUUCAAAUCAUUUCUUGAUACACAGUACACAUUUCAUCUUUCCAAGCUAAAGUUAAAGCUGAGAUCUAGUAUUAUGACUGUUAUAUAUCACAAGUGCUUAUGUGUUAACCUGGCUGAGCGAUCAAAGUUUUCUGAAGGGGAAAUUCAGACAUUCAUGUCUGUAGAUGCUGAUCGAAUUGUCAACUUGUGUAAUAGUUUCCAUGAUAUGUGGAGCUUGCCUUUACAAAUUGGACUAGCACUAUACUUGUUGUAUACACAAGUCAAAUUUGCUUUUGUUUCUGGGAUCGCAAUAACUAUCUUGUUAAUACCAGUGAACAAAUGGAUCUCCAAAUUCAUUGCCAGGGCCACUGAAAAAAUGAUGAAGAAAAAGGAUGAGAGGAUUAGUAAGACAGCAGAAAUUUUGGCGUACAUUCGCACUUUGAAGAUGUAUGGCUGGGAGCUUCUUUUCAUGAGUUGGUUGAUGGAGAUAAGAUCUUCAGAAGUGAAACACUUAUCUACACGGAAGUAUUUAGAUGCCUGGUGUGUAUUCUUUUGGGCAACAACACCAACUCUUUUCUCUUUGUUCACAUUCGGCCUCUUUACAUUGAUGGGAUAUCAGCUUGAUGCUGCAAUGGUCUUUACUUGUCUUGCUUUGUUUAAUACUUUGAUCUCUCCUCUAAAUUCAUUCCCAUGGGUGAUCAACGGAUUGAUUGAUGCCAUUAUAUCUACAAGGCGGUUGAGCAGGUUCCUGUCCUGCUCUGAGCAUAAACCUGCUGAACUGGAACAAACAGCUGGUUCUCCUUCAUCACCUUCCUUCAGUGGUCAGUUUAAUUUUAAAUUAGAAGAUAUGGCUGUUGCCAUGUAUGAUGCAUCUUGUGCUUGGUCAAGCAGUGAAGAAGUGGAAAAAGAUUUGGUCUUGCAUCAUGUGACUCUAGGCCUUCCAAGGGGUUCUUUGGUUGCAAUAAUUGGAGAGGUUGGUUCGGGUAAGUCAUCCUUGUUAAAUUCAAUUCUGAAAGAAAUGAGGCUCAUCCAUGGAUCAAUAUAUUCGGAUGGAUCUAUAACAUAUGUACCACAGGUACCAUGGAUUCUAUCAGGGACAAUACGUGAGAAUAUCUUGUUUGGAAAAGCGUAUGAUCCUACAAGGUACUCAGAUGUAUUAGAGGCAUGUGCACUGGACAUUGAUAUCUCACUAAUGGUUGGAGGUGACAUGGCUUAUAUUGGAGAUAAAGGAGUCAACUUAUCAGGCGGACAGAGAGCUCGACUUGCUCUGGCACGGGCUAUUUAUCAUGGAUCUGAUAUAUUUAUGCUCGAUGAUGUCCUGAGUGCUGUUGAUACACAAGUUGCCAGGUGCAUUCUACAUAAUGCAAUCCUGGGGCCUCUUAUGAACCAGCAUACACGUGUUCUUUGUACACAUAAUAUUCAGGCAAUGUCUUCUGCUGAUAUGAUUGUGGUGAUGGACAAAGGACACGUGAAGUGGGUGGGGAGUUCAACUGACUUUUCUGUUUCUUCAUAUUCUACAUUCUGUUCUCUGAAUGAAUUUACUGUAUCUCAAGUUCGAAGCCUAGAAUGCAGCACUAAUACUUCAACUGAAACAAAACAAGAUUGUAAACCUGAGAGGGAUUCUAUAUGUGUUCCUGGGGAAGCACAAGAGAUCAUUGAGGUUGAGCUGAGGAAAGAGGGCAGAGUUGAACUUACAGUAUACAAAAGUUAUGCCACAUAUUCUGGUUGGUUUAUUACAGUUGUAAUAUGUCUGUCAGCAAUUUUAAUGCAAGCUUCACGUAAUGGAAAUGAUCUGUGGCUGUCAUAUUGGGUUGAUACAACAACAGGAAGUAGCCAUACAGAGUACUCCACAUCUUUUUAUCUGGUUGUACUCUGCAUCUUCUGUGUCAUAAAUUCAUUUCUAACUUUGGUGCGGGCAUUCUCAUUUGCUUUUGGAGGCUUACGUGCUGCAGUUCAGGUGCACAAUACGCUACUUAGUAAGCUUAUCAAUGCACCAGUGCAUUUCUUUGAUAAGACACCAGGUGGAAGAAUACUCAACAGGAUGUCUUCAGAUCUUUAUACAAUCGAUGAUUCCCUUCCAUUCAUUCUCAACAUUCUCCUGGCUAAUAUUGUUGGCCUUUUGGGGAUUGCAAUAGUGUUGUCAUAUGUUCAGGUCGUUUUCUUGCUUCUACUCCUGCCAUUUUGGUAUGUCUACAGUAAAAUACAGUUUUACUACAGGUCAACAUCACGGGAACUUCGACGGUUAGACAGUGUUUCUCGUUCUCCCAUUUUUGCAUCAUUUACAGAAACACUAGAUGGAUCAUCAACUAUAAGGGCAUUUAAGUGUGAGGACUUAUUCUUCACCAGAUUUUCUGAGCAUGUGGCAUUGUAUCAGCAAACUUCUUACUCAGAGUUAAUAGCGAGUUUGUGGCUUUCCCUUCGCCUUCAGUUGUUAGCAGCAUUGGUCAUCUCAUUUGUUGCCAUGAUGGCUGUUAUUGGAUCUCGUGAUAGUUUACCCAUUAGUUUGGGCACCCCAGGGCUUGUAGGCUUGGCUCUCUCUUAUGCAGCUCCAAUUGUGUCUUUGUUGGGAAGUUUCUUAACAAGUUUCACUGAAACAGAAAAGGAAAUGGUUUCUGUUGAAAGAGUUCUUCAGUAUAUGGACAUUCCUCAAGAAGAACUCAAUGGAUGCCAAUCUUUAAGUCCAAAUUGGCCAUCUGAAGGAUAUAUCAUGUUUCAGAAUGUAUCCCUGAGAUAUUUGCCUUCUUUGCCAGAUGCACUUCAUGAUAUUACUUUCACCAUUUCUGGAGGAACACAGGUUGGAAUCAUUGGGAGAACAGGUGCUGGAAAAUCUAGUAUAUUGAAUGCCCUUUUUCGCCUCACCCCAAUAUGUAAAGGAUGUAUUUUGGUGGAUGGAUUAGACAUAGCUGAUGUUCCUGUUAGAGAUCUCCGCUCACAUUUUGCAGUUGUUCCCCAGAGUCCAUUUUUAUUUGAAGGAUCUUUAAGGGAUAACCUAGAUCCAUUCCGGGUUAGUGAUGACUUAAAAAUUUGGAAGACUCUAGAAAGAUGUCAUGUCAAGGAGGAAGUAGAAGUAGCUGGAGGGCUGGAUAUUCAUGUUAAGGAAUCUGGUACGUCAUUUUCUGUUGGGCAGCGGCAGCUUCUUUGUCUUGCACGGGCACUGCUCAAGUCUUCUAAGGUAUUGUGUCUGGAUGAAUGCACGGCCAACAUAGAUGCUCAAACAUCUUCAGUACUACAGAAUGCCAUACUUACUGAAUGCAGAGGCAUGACAGUGAUCACAAUUGCUCACCGGAUUUCCACAGUUUUAAGCAUGGAUAAUAUCUUGAUUCUUGAUCGAGGCAUCCUGGUUGAACAAGGAAACCCGCAGGUUCUUCUACAAGAUCACUCCUCCAGAUUUUCAGGUUUUGCUAAAGCUUCCACAAUGUGAGACCAGAUGAACAAAAUAAAAUUCUGAGAUCAUGUGAUGUAGCAAAGACAAAUUUCUAGGCUAACCUACACUCAAAACAUGGAAGGGUUUGAGACAAACCUGAUGUUCCUGGAGUAUCUAACUAAGGCCAUCAGGUCAAGCACUAGUGCUCAUCUGAAAGAAUUUUAGCUUGAGAAAGCAUGUUGUAUUUUGGGCUGGGAUCUUAGAAGGAUCUGAUUCUGAUUAGAGAUUAUGACCUGAAACUAGUUGUAACUUGUUUCUAAAUUGGUGUUUGACCAAAAGUAUCGGAUGUCUCUAGUAUGAACAAUGGAUUAGGUUGGAUUAUUUCUUCUGUUUCAUACUCUAAAGCUUUUAUUUAA